AUGUCUGGCUUAUUCCAGAAUAUUCUGAAAGGUGGAUCGAAAGAUUCGACCGCAGGAGCGAAGCAGGAUGACACAGAUUUCGCCGAGUUUGCAGCGUCUCCUCAACCUCCCGUUGCGUCGGUUUCAACCGCUCCGGCUCCUGAUUCUACGGUCGCUGCGCCGGUGAACACCGUCCCCUACACCAAAUGGUACCGGGUAUGGGAGCGAACGUCGCCCAAGGAUUUCUUGCAAGAGGCCUUUGUUCUCCCAUUUAUACUUUUCAUCGUCUUCUUCCACGUCUGGGGAACGCGCAAGAAUCGUCGCAAGGCCAAGGCUUGGGCACAAGCUCAUAUCCCCGUGCUGCACAAUGAAUUCGCCGUGGUAGGAUAUCGAGGGGUGCGGAGGGGAGCCCCAUUGAAGGAUAUGUCUUCUUCAAAAGAUCUAGUUAUUGAUGAUGACCUGUUGAAGGAGAAGUCUCCCAAUGAGUUCACCACGUAUGCGACAGGGCGACAAAACGUGGCGUUUGUGGACGUGUCAAUUCAGCUGUUGAAGAGAUACAAUCCAAUGUAUAUAGUGGGUGAUACGAUCUUUGGGCUCUUCUUCGAUUCGCUGGCACCUGCGACCGAGAAGAUGGAAAUUACUGCUUAUCCCUUUGAUGGAAAAGAGAAGGAUUUGGUGCCCGCACCCCCGGCCGAGAAGGAACAGUUGAGCAAGGGAAAUAAUUCGACAUAUGACGGAUUUGUCUUUGCUGUCGCGCAUAAGAACGCCAUGCGGAAACUGAGGCAGGACCGAUAUGACGUCUCCCUAACCUUCACAAAGGAUAAUCCUAAGCUUCCAGGAUGGGUUACUGUUAUGAGUGAAAGUGCCGAAAUCACAGACAAUAUACUCACGAGCGAACUCAUCAAAGCUAUUGAACAGGCUGGGGACCUGUUCGAGUAUCUGAUCAUUACUGACCAACCUGUCGAUAAGCCAACCAAGAUCGAGGAAGCAGUCUCCAACAAGCGCACUAUUCUCUCCAUCCGUGUUCCGUCUUCGACUUCUUCCACCGCUUAUGCAUCUUCCCUCCCGCUGUUCCACCUCUUCCUCCGACUCACCGACCGGCUCGCUUCCACUGGCCGCCUUCGCCAAGAAGUUCUCCGCAAACUCCGGACGACCCGUGAGGAAGAACUUCGUAAGCUGCGCCGAGUAGCCGAAGAGGAGAAAGCUGAAGAACGUAAAUUAACGGCCGAAAGGUUGAAGAAAGAAGGGCGCGAUAGAAUGUUACGUGGCAUGUCUGCUGAGGAACAGAGAAAGUAUCUAGAGAAGGAGAAGGAAAGAGAGGCGAAAAAAGAGUUGAAGAGACAUUCAAGGAGAGCAUGA
Messenger RNA from Uncinocarpus reesii 1704, 1338 nucleotides. RefSeq lists its product as uncharacterized. The coding region runs from base 1 to 1338 and encodes 445 amino acids. The transcript has 3 exons. Gene Ontology annotation, cellular component: endoplasmic reticulum. The record is from RefSeq and is a predicted model, not a curated record. Gene Ontology annotation, molecular function: calcium ion binding. Lineage: Eukaryota; Fungi; Ascomycota; Eurotiomycetes; Onygenales; Onygenaceae. Gene Ontology annotation, biological process: endoplasmic reticulum calcium ion homeostasis.